GCACUGCCCGAGAAUUGAGAUCAUGUCCAACCAAAACAAAUCUGGUUGGGCUCCUCUUCUCUCUCGAUCUCGGUAGACACAUAGAUUGAGGGGUUGUGCCCGUUGUGCCCGUUGUGCCCGUUGUGCCCGUUGUGCCCGACCCAAUCGAUUGUCAAUUGAUGGCCCAUCCGCACAAUCUAGGCGGGCUAGUCCCUCCCACGGGCGCGCCGGCCACUGCUGGCCACGCCUCAGUGGAACGCGAGCAGAAGUUGCUGGACGAUGCCACGGCUAGCCUGGCCACCCGCCUCCAAGAGUUGAAGGGCUCGAUCGCGGGUCUGAUCGGCAAACUCGAGAACGACCCGCACCUCAAUUGGCCGUCCUUCCUGGACUCGUACGGCGUGAUCACCGGCCAGCUCAACUCCCUGCUCAAGCACAUCAAGAACCCGGAGCGCACGCCCAACCUUAAGAAGUACAUUUGCCUGCCGCUCCUGCUGAGCCCCGAGCGCGAUGAGGCCAUGCUCCGGCUGACCGAAGGCCGCGUGGCCACCUUCUCCCACGACCUGGUGCCCCAUUACCUGCGCACCAAUCCCGACCCUGACGUCCAGUCCAAACAUCAAGGCUACGAAUCACGGGCCUCCUCCUUAAGCCAGGAUACGGCCACCAAGCAGUUGUCCGUCAUGGAGAAGAUCAUGCGGGAAACGGGCAAGACCAUCAAUCGCGAGAAGGACGACAUGGAUUCACGGGCCUCCAAUCGGGCCGAGAUUGAGAAGACCUGCACCAUUGAAGACACCUACGGCCUGGUGGCUACCGUCAGUUUGGGCAAGGGCUUGAAGUCGGUCAUGGUGCCCACCAUGAGCGGCCAUGCCGGGGGCUUGGCCAGUGGUUCGGGCGGGAGUGGGCGAGCCCCGCCGCCCGGCAGCAGUUUGGCCGGUCCCAUGGCCAAAGUGCCCAGUUUGAUCAAGACCAAUAUCAAGGCCGCUACGCAAGUCCAUCCUUAUUCUCGCCCUUGAAGCUGAAUUAAACGAAGCCCAUUGAUGUGUUGUAAUGUGAAACAAACUUAGAUCGAUCAGGUAUUUACGUUAUUCCUCUUUUUGUACUCCAG
Tigriopus californicus is the source of this 1081-nucleotide messenger RNA. It is a transcript of the gene MED8, whose product is annotated as mediator of RNA polymerase II transcription subunit 8-like. The transcript has a single exon. Gene Ontology annotation, cellular component: mediator complex; core mediator complex. NCBI's taxonomy places the organism in Eukaryota, Metazoa, Arthropoda, Copepoda, Harpacticoida, Harpacticidae. Bases 159 to 989 code for a protein of 276 amino acids. Gene Ontology annotation, molecular function: transcription coregulator activity; RNA polymerase II cis-regulatory region sequence-specific DNA binding. Gene Ontology annotation, biological process: regulation of transcription by RNA polymerase II. The record is from RefSeq and is a predicted model, not a curated record.